Molecule: messenger RNA, 2721 nt
Organism: Anguilla rostrata (American eel)
Lineage: Eukaryota; Metazoa; Chordata; Actinopteri; Anguilliformes; Anguillidae
Gene: timm22
Product: translocase of inner mitochondrial membrane 22 homolog (yeast)
Exons: 4
Coding region: 37-633 (198 amino acids)
Biological process (GO): protein insertion into mitochondrial inner membrane
Cellular component (GO): TIM22 mitochondrial import inner membrane insertion complex
Molecular function (GO): transmembrane protein transporter activity
Source: RefSeq, a predicted model, not a curated record
UUAAAUUUACUCUGGUAACAAGUCGCUAACUCAAUCAUGGCGGCGUCCACAGGCAGCACCAAUGGGUCGAUGUCGGGCUCAAUAUCGCCUGAUUCGAGCCCAGAAAUGGCUCAAUUUCAGUACAGUACCCUCCUGGAACACCUAAUCGGAGAAAAGCGGCAAAUAAAGGAGCUAAACCCCACAAUAAUGGGCGGCCUUCCGAGUCCUCAUAAGACUGAUGAGCAGAAGAUGAUUGAACGAGGGAUGGAGAGCUGUGCUUUCAAAGCGGUGUUGGCCUGUGUAGGAGGGUUUGUGCUGGGAGGCGCGUUUGGUGUUUUUACUGCAGGCAUCGAUACCAACGUCGGAUUAGACCCCAAGGAUCCCAUGAGGACACCGACAGCAAGAGAAGUGCUGCGGGACAUGGGACAAAGGGGCAUGUCGUAUGCCAAAAAUUUUGCUAUUGUGGGCGCGAUGUUUUCUUGCACCGAGUGUUUGAUUGAAUCACACAGAGGCAAGUCUGACUGGAAAAAUGCUGUUUACAGUGGCUGUGUGACUGGGGGAGCAAUUGGAUUCAGAGCUGGGCUCAAAGCAGGAGUACUUGGGUGUGGAGGCUUUGCAGCUUUUUCUGCAGCAAUAGAAUACUACCUACGAUGAACACCACGACGGGACACUUUAAUUUGCAUUUCUGCCCUGCUGGUUCUCAGUGGAUUCACCCAAGCUGUCUGAGACACACUUCCGGAAUUGGCCGGAGAUUGACAGUUACAGAGGAAUUAUGUGUAGUGUAUCUAAGGACGAUGUAUAGCAGGGGUGUCCAGUCUUAUUCAAAAAGGGUCGGCGUGGGUGCAGGGUUUUGUUUAAUCUCAGCCACUACAACAACUGAUUCAGUGAAUUAACUGCUUAUGGUCUUCAAUCAACACCUUGGUAAAUAGAAUUGGAUGUCUUAGUGCUGGGUUAAAACAAAAAAACCUGCACCCACACCGGCCCUUCCUGGUAUGAUUGGACACCGCUGGGCUGUGGGGACCAGAUGUGAUGUUGUGUUUUGUCUGCAAAGAUUGUACAUAGAAACAAGGCUGCUCAACUCCAGGGAAGCAUCUGAGCCAUAAUUACACCAGUCAGUUUCUUUGAUGAAACUCAGCUCUUUGUCUUGCUCUUAAGAGUUUAAAACAAAGAUGCAUAAACCCCGUGGGACUGUGCCCCCUGAACACUGGGGCUGAGCUAUAAAACAUGGAUUUUCAAACAGUUUGUUCAAUAUUUAUUGUAAAAAAAAAAAAUCAAUGCCUAUAUUAAACAAGUUAUUGUAAUGCCAAUAACCUUUUCUAACUCAACUUUGUUGCCAUUUGUGGUCAUUAAAUGAAAUUCUUGAGGUACAGUGUGCCCUCCAAAAAUAUUUACACCCUUGAUAUAGAAGAAAAGAUUGAGAUGAAGUGCAAAAUAAUUGGAAAAAGUAAUUCUAACAAUCUUUUCCACCUAGGAAUUUUAUUAGUAUUAAAGAAUGUUUUUUGAGCAUACAAUACAGCUGUAUCUGUGUUUAUUUUAUAGCCUUCUUUGCUUUUCUUUUUCAAGGGUGAAUAAUUUUGGAGAGUGACGUAUGAGUUUCCGAUUUACUAAAAAUAUCUAUGUUAGUAGCAGACAAUUAAAGUUGUUGUGUAAUACAAGUUAUUUAUGCUUGCUGCAGUGUGUGCACAGCAAACUUUUUAAACAAAGUGUAAAGGACACCAAAUACACAGUUUCCACAAAACCAUGACCAAGACAACCAUCUGGUGCACUUUUAUUUUAUUUUCCUAAAAAAGAAAAAAAAACAGUUCACAUCAACAUUAACCCUUAUUGUUAAUACAGUAUGUACUCAAUUUCUUCCUAAUGGAAGCAAAAUACACGGUUUGAUUUUUUCUUUAAUCUUAUAUUAAAAAUAUCAAAUGGUACUCAUCUAACAGUGCUUAUUUUAAGAUAUGUUGCGGGCUUGAUAGCAUAAAGGUUGGAUUUGCAUGGCUUUGCACUGAGAGCACUGGCACCAACGCGGCAAAACAGCAGAAGAAUCUACCUUUGUGUUACCCAGCCUGAUGGACGACAAGCUGAACAUGCAACGAGGGCAAUUAACACAAAUCAUCCCAUAAUUACACAAGAAAUGCCGUCAUACACAGGACUGGCUUGACUUUUAAAAGAAGCGACAUUUUCCAUAUUUGUUGGAGUCAUAUUUAACAACCUCCGUUUUAGGCUUCCAGCCCAACUUAAAACGAAAUGCUAACGAAUCGACUGUCAGAAUUUGUACAUCAGUUUUUUUUGUGUUUUUUCCUUUUUUUUUUUUUGUUGUCCAUGUUAUUACAGUACAGCUCAGUCAACAUUGACUGCAAAGGAGAAACGGAACUAAAUAAAAAAACAUCACUACCUGAUAAACUUCAAACAAUCGACUCCGCAGAGCAGUUUUAUAGAUGUACUGGACUGUACAGGCACACGCAAUAUAUAUAUUUAUAAUAAAUAGGGCGAAUUUUGGCCUGGACUCCACACAGGAGGGCAGCGAUCAUCACUAGUUAGCAGCUAACGUUAGCGCGGAACCAGUGGCGGUGGGGGGAAGCCCCACCGAGCGCGGCGUCUCUCCCCGGUCUUAAGGGUGGCGCGCGCGCGCACAACCCUCCUCAAAUCACAUGCACAAAGCAGAGGAAAUCAAAAAGAUAAACUAUCAAACAAAUAAUAUUUAUAAAAUAUGUAAAUGCCAUUUCUGGAAUGCCUCUGGAGAAGAGAGAGAGA